Molecule: messenger RNA, 567 nt
Organism: Sclerotinia sclerotiorum 1980 UF-70
Lineage: Eukaryota; Fungi; Ascomycota; Leotiomycetes; Helotiales; Sclerotiniaceae
Exons: 6
Coding region: 1-567 (188 amino acids)
Source: RefSeq, a predicted model, not a curated record
AUGUGUGUAGAUAGUAGACGUGGAUGCAUGAUGGAUAUAGCAUUAGAUUCGAUGAUGUUGAUUUACCUUGGGAAACCACUACCAUGCGCCAGAAUAUUAGUAACAGAGGUUUUAGGAAGUAUCUCAGACUUGUCCUCCCCAUCAACACAAAAUUGCACGCAACUCAAUCAACAAGCCCGCAUCAUGACCGACACACAUUCUCUUCCCAUACCAGGUGUUAAACAUGGAGAACGCAUGGCUCUAUCCAUACUCGACGGGAGACCACAAACGGAUCCCCAAAGUCCUUGGGUCUCAGUACCAGUAGACGAGGAAGAUAUUUCUAAAGGAUAUAAGGAUAUCACGUAUAGUCAGUUUGCGAAUGCCGUAAAUCAUGCUGCACACUGGUUGGUGCAACAUCUUCCAGCAUCGCAGGAGUCUUUUGAACCUUUUGCUUAUGUUGGUCCAAAGGAUUUAAGAUAUCCUAUUUUGGCUAUGGCUGCUGGAAAGGUGGGCAGAGUGCUAGAGAAUCAAUCAAUUCAAUCUGAUGCUCUUUCUGGUCUCAAGAAACCCAAUAUAACUGUUGGUUAG